This is a messenger RNA of Xenopus tropicalis (tropical clawed frog), 2157 nucleotides long. Its product is annotated as E3 ubiquitin/ISG15 ligase TRIM25-like. Lineage: Eukaryota; Metazoa; Chordata; Amphibia; Anura; Pipidae. The record is from RefSeq and is a predicted model, not a curated record. Gene Ontology annotation, biological process: antiviral innate immune response. Bases 97 to 1848 code for a protein of 583 amino acids. Gene Ontology annotation, cellular component: cytoplasm. Gene Ontology annotation, molecular function: zinc ion binding. The transcript has a single exon.
CUGCCCCACCCUGUGUGAGAGGGGGAGAUAAACAAGUCCAACUGGUUAUAGAGAGAGAGGAGCUUUCAGUUUGGUUUCUUGUUCCUGAUUCCAGCGAUGGCGGCUGCUGAUCUGAGAGACGAGCUGAGCUGCUCCAUCUGUACCAGCAUUUAUACUGAUCCGGUAUCCCUGCCCUGUGGCCAUAACUUCUGCCGGGGCUGCAUUGUGAGAACAUGGGACACCCAGGAGGAGACUUUCCGUGAAAAUCCUUCCUGCCCUGAAUGCAGACAGAGAUGUCAAAGGAGAACUGAACUGGCAACAGACUGGAAGCUGCGUGGCAUGGUGGAGCGGUUCUGUCCGACUGAGACUGGGAUCUUCUGCACUUACUGUCUCCUCUCUCCUGUACCUGCUGCUAAAUCCUGUCUCCUGUGUGAGGCUUCUCUGUGUGAUACCCACCUGAGGGGGCACUGCCAGUCAGCAGAACAUGUACUCACUGAGCCCACCGCUUCCUUUAUGGGGAGAAAAUGUUCUGUACACAAUGAGCCCCUAAAGUAUCACUGCUAUGAGGACUCUGCCUGUAUCUGUGCGUCCUGCUGCCUGGCUGGGGGGCACCGGGGCCACAGGGUGGAGCUGCUGAGUGAGGCCUCUGAGAAGAAGAAAGAGAAACUGAGGAAAGUUCUGGAGAAACUGAGCCCAGAGAGAGAGGAGACUGAGAGAGGAGCCCAGAGGCUGCAGGAGCGCAGGAGAGAAGUGGCAGAAGCGGCAGCUGGUGAGAGAAAGAGAGUCACUGCCAUGUUUAGGGGCAUCAGGGAAGAGCUGGAAGCCCUAGAGAAGCGACUCCUGAGUGACAUCUCCAGGCAGAAAGAGGAGAUCUCACUCACACUCACUGAGCUGAUCCAACAGCUGGAAAUAAAGAAGGAUGAGCUGUCCAGGAAGAUCCGUCACAUUGAGGAGCUGUGCAACAUGGCAGAUCCACUCACUGUCCUACAGGAACAAUGGGAAUCCCAUGGAGCUGCCUUUUGUGGGGCUGAGGGGGCAGAUACUGAGGGCAGAAAGAGAGAGGGUAGUGAGGGGGCAGAUAAUGAGGGCAGAGAGAAAGAUAAUACAUUAGUUUCAUUCUUUUCUUCUUUUAUGCCUUGGAGAAAAAAUAAAAAGAAGACACAGAUCUAUACAGACAGGAUAAAAGAAAGAGAGGAUACUGAGGGGGCAGAUAAUGAGGGCAGAGAGAGAAGGGGUAUAAAGGUCCCGGCUGUAGGGGAUCUGGAUGUGGGUCGGAUCUCAGAGACAUUACUCACAGGCUUAGCUGGGAUUGUGACUGGGGUAGAGGGAAGGAUCCCUGGGCAGGAGGCUACAGAGCUGGUACUGGAUAUAAACACGGCUGGGGAUCGUGUAUCUGUAUCAGGGGACGGGAAAUCUGCCUCCUACUCACUUACAGACCAGCGUCGCCCACAAACCCCAGAGAGAUUUCAGUAUUCUCAGGCUUUAAGCAGCAGGAGUUUCCCCUCAGGGCGACAUUACUGGGAAGUGGAGGGCAGUGAAUCAGGGAACUGGGGGGUAGGGGUGGCCUAUCCCAGUAUAGAGAGGGGAGGGCACAAGUCUAGGAUUGGUUAUAAUAACAAGUCCUGGGGUUUGUACAGAUGGGAUAAUAAUUACUAUACAGUGACACAUGACAGGAAAGUCACACAGUUACCCCACGUCCCUUCCUGCAGGAGAAUCAGGAUCUCAUUGGACUAUGAGGCCGGACGCCUGUCCUUUUAUGAGCUGAGUGAGCCAAUCAGGCACUUACACACCUUCACUGCCUCCUUCACUGAGCCCCUUCAUGCUGCAUUCUGGGUAGGAGGAGGUGCCUGGGUGAGAAUCAUGAGUUAGGGCCCCACCCACUGCCCAGCAGGAACCCCAUUCCCAGAGCUGCCCUUAGCCCUGUGAUGCCAGGAAAGGAAGGGGGUGCAGGACUCAGUGACUGGGGUGCCAUUAUAACUACACAAUACAGUGGGUGCAGGGUGCAUAGAUGUGUAUAUGUGUAAUUACUGCAGGGAAGCAGCUCUGACUCACACAGGGGGUUAUUAUAUUGGGGUGAAACCCCCCAAACUGUUCUUUGGCUUCAGCUGAUUCUUCUUAUUCUUAGCGCUCCCCGUUUUCUAAACGCUACUCCUCCUACAGUUUUAGGGGUACAACACC